This is a messenger RNA of Aedes albopictus (Asian tiger mosquito), 7758 nucleotides long. RefSeq lists its product as uncharacterized. The record is from RefSeq and is a predicted model, not a curated record. Gene Ontology annotation, cellular component: plasma membrane. The transcript is spliced from 17 exons. Lineage: Eukaryota; Metazoa; Arthropoda; Insecta; Diptera; Culicidae. Gene Ontology annotation, molecular function: protein binding. Bases 1643 to 5734 code for a protein of 1363 amino acids.
UAGUGGUGAAGUGCGGUGAACCCGACUGAAUUCCAUUCAGUUUUCGGUCCGGCAUUGUUUGUUUUUGUUGUCGCAUGAGUGAGUGAUUGUACUGGAAUGUUCAUCGGAUGAAACCCAUACAGCCAUCUCAUUUAUUCGGGUGGUUAGUUGGGUGGAAAAACAUCACGUGAAUCGGUAGUAAAAGCCAGAAUUUUCCCGCGAGAGAGAGACGAACUGGUGCGUCUCUUUCCAGGGAACUGGAGAUGACGACACACGGCGGAGGUUAGAGCUCGCACGGUUCGUCGUUCGUUCGUCAGUCGAGAUGCAGAUUUGGCCGUGUUCGGUUCGGUGUGGUACGUUUAACGGUUGGACGUCAUCGUCUUCGGCGGUUCGUUUGGGCUCCCGUUUGCCCGGGGUUUUUUGGGAAUUGCCCUGACUGUGUGUGAUCCCGGGUGGUUUUCCGGUUGAAGAGGGAUACGUGAGGAGUGAUGAAAUGAAGAAAUCGCCGCCUGGUGGCUGGUUGCAUAAACGAUGGAGACGCAUGAUGGAUUGAGAGCUCCGACAGCUCAGGAAUGCGAGAUAAACUCGGUUACUAGGAAACUGGAGCUGCUGGCCUACUAAUGUUGGGAAAAAUCCCCUUCUACCGCUGUUCGGAUUGAUGAGUUAGCAUCAGGAGAGAGCUGGACACACGGGAGCGAGUAUAGUGCACUUCGGUUGGUUGUGCAAGAGAGAGAACGAGCGCAUCUAUCCUGGAGUAGAGUAGUAAAGGAUCGUGACGUGAUUUUCUGGAAUUUGGCGUGUGAUGAUGGUCCAGUCGUCAAAAGGAUGCUGUGGAUGUGAUUCCCCGAGAAUAAUUGGAUGAAAGUGAACAAGGAAAAUCUGAAUUUCGACCUGGUGUUUCGGUGUUUCGCACGAAGCCAAGCACGUGAGCAGUUUUCUGAAGCUGGGUACAGGUUCUGCAGUGAAAUAUUGUUCAGUGAAGGAUAAUUUGGUGAACCGUAUUGGAUACACGCGAGUGUUGUGAAGUAGAUAAAUAUACGCCAGCUGCUUUUCCUAAACAAAACGGAGAAGUUGUAUAGUGUCGGAAGCAAUGGAAGUGUUAGAACAUCGACAGUAAAUCAGUGCGACUCCAGAGAACAUAAACUGCGAAGCCGAUUGUCGAAGAUCCGUCGCACCACCAUUCCAGACGAAGGAAGUUUUUCGCAGUAAAAUUCCGAUAAAGCCAGAUCCAAAUCAUUGAAAGCAAAACGUGUUCUCCAUUGCAAAUUUUUAGAUGAUAUAAAAAAAGUUUAACAUAGUGUUCAAGUCAAGGUAGCUACCGCAUCCGUCGCCGCGCGUUCAGUGUUAAUCGAAGCAUAAAAUAGUUUAUCUCCCAAUCUCUUUGAGAUCUUUGAUAGCAGGUAGCGUCCCUCGUUGAUACCGUAGUUGUUUCUCGAGUUUCGAUUAGAUCGCCCACCCCCGUGUUUAGAAUAGUAGAAUUGUUACAACAAUCUCGUUAAAUUCACUGCCCAUGAUUCGACGACGAUCGUGAAAUUUUAAGUAGGGGAAGAAAAUUUUCAAUCAACUUAGAAGAGUGUUCAUUCAUCAAGGAAGCAGCAGCCGGAAACAGGAGCCGGAGAGUCAUUUUACGUGGAUUUUGGAGCGCAUCAAAUCAGCAUAAACGAUGAGCGAUAAUCAACAUCCAGUUAAGCAAGAUUCAUCCACAGACCAAUCCGAACCCGAUCCAUACAUAACGAUGUCGCCCGGAAACGGUACCAGUAUCUGUCGAGCAACAACCGCGACAACUACAACGUUAGCGGCGGCCACUUUCCGGAAGCGCUCGCGGCGUACAACCAGCUUCCAUCGACAUCGCCAUAAAAGGCUGCUGCACUGGGACACCGACGACGACGAUGCCGACGACACAACGGUAACUCAAACCGACACAAUGAACAACGCCGGCGACGACAGUAGUAGUGGCACGGAGAGCGCUACAAUCCGUCUACAGCACUGCCCACCACUGCCAUCCGCACCGGAGAACAAUCUCGCGGAUGUGACGACUAGAACUAGUACUAAGCAACACAACCACCCACGCAUUCCAAUCGCGAUAAGCACUGCCACCGUUGCUGGUCGCCGUCGGUGCCACCCGCAGAGUCCCAGUGGGAAACGUUCCGGAAGAGGUCGGUGGUCCAUCGGCGUUCACCACUUAGCGCCAGCCAGCUGCAGCCGAACCAGUUGGACCAGCCGCAGCUGGCGAUGGAAUUUCGUUCCAGUUUCCACCCUGCUGUUGGUGGGACCACUGUUGCUACUGUCCUGUCUGCUGUCGCCGGUCGUGGCAGCGAAAUCGGGUCAGCAGAUCGUCGUUAGUUCUGUAGCUGCCGCGGACGCCUCCGUUAUGGGAGAUGGCCCGGUGGCGGCAGCACAGAAGCAAUCGCGCCGUCAAUGUGCCAUGUCGGAACAUUCCUGCAACAAUGGACGGUGCGUUCCGCUGAACAAGUACUGCAACAACGUGAACGACUGCGGAGACGGUAGCGACGAGCCACGGUUUUGUACAAGAUGCAAUCGGACCUACUAUGGAAAUAUUGGACUGACGUACGAUCUGGAGCUGCACCGGCCCAAGGAGGAUCGCAUACCAUAUGUGUGUAUUCUGACAUUUACGGCCGCUGGUGGAAACAAUGGUGACAUUGUUCAAAUCACCCUGGACAGCUUCACCCUGGGCAAGUUCGUAUCGUACACGGAGAACGGUUGCCCCGAUGGAUACCUGCAGGUGGCGGAAGCUUCCCGGACGCCCGUCGGCGGAAUGUGGUGCGGCACGACCUGGGGACCGGCGACGUUCUUCAGUGAAACCCGGUCGCUCGUAAUGACCGUUAAAUUGCUCAAACUCUCCCGCGACCAAAGUGGCUACAAUUUCGACUUUCGGAUAAAGUACAAAAUGCUCUCGCGUGACAGUGCCGUCGUCCGGUACGGAGGCAUCAAGAACGAACCCAUCGCACCGUGGACCAACGUCAGCUACAUUCCCAAUUAUCCGAUAAUUGACGAUUUCACCAACUCGACAGCCCACUCGGAGAAGCAGUUCAGUGGCCAGCAACGCAGCAGCAUCAGCAGUGGUUCUAUGGAGCUAUCCUUCGACAACUCAACCGGAAGGGCCUAUUCGGGCUCGUUCGGAUCCGGUGGCUUCAGUGGCACCAGUGGUGGCUUCUUUCAGAGCCAAAACCGAGAACGACCGUAUUCAAUUAGGAACCUUACUUCACUGGCAUUCCAGCCUGGUGGAGGUGGUUUUGGUGGUGGUGGUGGCGGUGCCCAAAUGGAGAACUACACCGAGCCCAAGUACUAUCUAGGUGACCUAAUGCCCGGGACUUACUGCUCCAGGAUUUUCACCAACUGUGAUAAGAAGGCUUGCCGGCUACAGUCGCCCAAUUUUCCCGGCGUUUAUCCACGGAAUCUGACCUGCUACUUUGCGGUGCGACAGCACGACGUCCCACCGGGCAAGCACGCCUUCAUCGUGAUCAGCCAACCCAAGGGCAACCUGGUGUGGAUCUCGACGGAAGCCUCCACUGCGACCAUUGCCAGCGCCACCAGCGACAAGGACAAGAAGUACCGACCCCGGCUGCACACCUGGAGCGAAUGCGACAGCGUACAGGACAGUACCAAUCCAAAGUGGAAAUCCACGGACUACAUCACCGUGUACGAUGGCUACACCACUCGAGAUCCUGUCAUCCUGAAGCUGUGCGGCGGUGGCGAAUCCAUCCCGGCAGCAGUAUCCAGUGGCCCGGAACUUCUCGUAGAGUUCACCACCUCACCGUUCGGCACGUUCAGCAAUCCGAAAACCAGUUCCCACUCGCUGCACGGUUUUCAACUGGAGGUCUCGGUGAAAUUCGUCGACCUCCAGAGUCCCACCUACGCCAAGAGCAAACGCAUCUGCGAAUUCUGGCUGCGAGGUACCGGUCACGGGGUCCUGCAGAAUCCCCAGCACUCGUUAGCCCCGAACACCACCUGUCUCUAUCACUUGCAAGGUACAGAAGCUCUUUCACUGGACGCGAUCAACAUCCCGAGGAGAUCCGGAGCGUUGUCGACGUCACCGACACGCUUCAAGGUGUGGAUUUCGAUCAUGAAGUUCGAGUUGGCACCGGAGUUUGGGGCGACCGAAGAGCAGCUGAUUCAGUAUCAGACCAAGCAGGACUGCACCGGGAUGCUACGGAUCUGGGACGGACCUUUGCGGGAGGUUCCGAUCUGUAAGGACAUCGAUUGUCUGGCCAUGGACAAGGACGGCCAUCUACGGCCGACGAUUCGCUUCGGACAGAACAGUACCAACGUCAUAGCUCGGUACUGCGGCGGAACGGUUCAACGAUCGUGCGAUCACGGGAUGCUGAAUGUGUCCAAUGCGCGACCCUGUACUCUGGCCGAAAGUUUCGUGUCGAGCAGUGACUUUGUGACGCUGGAAUUGAGGACAACGGAGUCGACGGUUCUACGGCCACUACAGUUCGCACUGAAGUACGAGUUCGUGGACUUCAUGCAGGACGGUAUGCCGAUCAGCGGAGAGAACGACUGCAACCGGCGGUUCGUCAGUAGCCAGAUAGAGAAGAAGGGACCACAUCCGGUGCGAAGUGUCCGGAAUAUCUUCUUGUUCGGCAGGGGUGGAGCGAAGCAUUUGCAUUGCGUCUACCGGUUCGAGGCACAGCGUGGAGAGCGGAUACGAGUGGAAAUCAGCAGAGCAAUGACAGGGAAUCGCACAUGCGACUCGCGAGUUGAUCCGGACACUGGGCGUUCGUACUGCUUCGGAAAUAACAGCGCGCGGAUAGAAAUCUUCGAAAGGCCUUGGCACGAAUCGAUAGUGUUCCCGCGUGGAUGCAUCUGUAAUUCUACAAACAGAUCGUACCUUCCCAUUGUGUUCACAUCGACCGGGCGUGAAGUGGAGAUCCACUUCCGGGCCGGGAACAUGACCAGCGUUGAUGAUCCGGACUCACUGAACUUCGAGGGGUCGUUCGAGUUCGUCAAGGCACCGCUCAUGUGCAAAGACGUUCGGAGGAAAAACGCUGUCACCGGAGUUGUGAAUCUAUCUAGCGGAGAGAUGGAGUGUCGAACCCGUCCCUGGUUGAUAGAACCUUCACACGAUAAGUUCAUCUACUUCCGUAUGCGAGGGCUAUUUCUACGCAAAAACGAUCCAGCGGCGCCGUUUAAAUACAACGCUAGCCUCAGCACGGUAACUCCCAUCCGGUGUUACACCAAGUCGCGUGUAAUCAUCUCCAACAGCGAGGGCGUUUCACUGACGGCGUGUCCACUUCCGGACGAUACACCCCACCGCCACAUGGUAGAAGUCUUCAGCGCCGGCUGGACGCACCUACAUCCGCACUUUGGAAUUGAACCAUCGAAGGCGAUCUCCAUAGAGUUCCUGCACCCGGACGAUCAAACGUAUUCGUUCACCUGGCUCGAGAUAUCCAAGCGGGGUUCCCUGAGCUAUUCGAUGACACGAGAGGAAUGUCCGUUUACGUGUCCCGGUCUGGAUGCUUGCGUCAAUGGGUCCAUCUUCUGCGACGGAAUUGAACAAUGUCCCUCCGGUGAGGACGAAUCGUUUACCCACUGUUCGGCACUGCUUCGACUGCCAGCCGAAGUUCUGGCCGGCUUCAGCGUACUGCUGCUGUUGCUGUGCUGUGGCCUGGCUGCUUACGUUUACCGGAAAAUCAAACGCCGCUGUAGAAGACCGUCUGUGCUUCAAACCAGACUCAAAUCGCUCAGCUCGAUGGAUACGGCCGUUUUCGACGAAAAAGAAGUGAUUUGCUGACAAAGCGACAAUUCUGUACGAUACGUGGAGAUUGACCGUGUAACCACGGUCUGACCACGCACCGUACAGAAUUGUCUUCCAGUAUUAUUAGGUCAGCAGAAUGCUACCACCCACAUCACUACCAUGACCAGCAUCAUCAUCAUCAUCAUGACCGUCAACAUCUCCAAACUACUCAACAACUGAGAGGUAAGUCUCAGCGGACAGCGGAUAUUCUGCAGUUGAACUGCAAUCCAGCAGACACGAUAAGGAGCGUUCGAAGGCACAGAUUUUAAUCAAAAGCUGUUGAGCAGCCACUUGGCAGCUCUGAGAGUGACCGCGAAUAGGAUUAGUAAGGCGAGGUAACCAGAUGAGACUAAACUGUCAUUUUUGUACUACGUUUUAGUAUUACUCUUAACAAACUUUAGAAUGAGACUUAAAGCCGACAAGUUUGAGCUAGGAAUCGAUACCGCGUUAGUGAAGCGUUUUAGAAGGCGCAACUGGACGAUAAUUCAGACUUUCCAAUUACCUAAAUCUAACCUAACCUAGUCAAACUCCAACUAUAGUAGGAUCAAGCUAAAACUGAAGAAACUGAAGUUUUCGGGGAAUGAAAUUUUAUGAUAGAGCAGAACAAAAAAAAAGCUUUCCGAUACAAAGUUGCAUGCAAGCGAAGAAGAGCUUUCAAGUCUACCAUAACCAAAAGAAACCAUUCAUAUUCUGAUUGUAGCGACGACGCAGGACGGGCGCGAAAGCAGUUGAAAGUUGACCUCAUUUCUCGAGGUCCCUAUUACCGGAACUCACAAUCUCACUAAACACUCCCCCAAACUCGGACGGUGAAGUGACAAACUUGUUAAAUAUUAAAAUACAAAAGAAAAUUAAAAUAUUACCUAAAUCAAAAUGAAUGUGUAAAAGGUUGAUUAAGCAAAGUUUUUUAAACCAAUUAAAAAAAAUAAAGUAUUUACUUAAACCAAGACAAAGUAUAUUCAUCAAAAGCAGCAAACACAAGCAAAACCGUUAGUGAAUUUUAAAAACUACUAAAACUCUGCAUUGAAUUAAACUUGACAGAACAUGGACAAGAAACCAAACUUAGGAAGUUCAGGAUUGUUGAAUUGUUAGUUAUAUCGGUUUUAUAAUAAACGGACCAAUAUUUAGAACAAAAAGAUACGGAACGCAAGAAAAGAAAACCAAAAACAGCGGUUUAGGGCGCGAUAGCAGAGCAGAACUUUGAAGAAAGGACAUGUAAAUAAUAAAUUUUUGAAUACAUACUGAAACAUAGAUCUAAUCUAGACACCGAAGCCAAUUUUUACCGUGGUUAGAUGAGUUACUUAAAACAGUUAGAACUACUGAACAAACAAAAAAAAAAAGAAAUACGAGUGAGUUUAAACUAUUUUCGUACCACUUUUGUAUGAACUGAUUUAUACAAUUACAGAUAUUUGUUAUUUCAAAUUCCAUGUUCUGUUUUCCAUUGCGAGGAACAUGUGUUUCUGUAAUGUUGUUUACGAAAGAAGCUAAGCAUCAUUAGAUAUUAAACUGCCAGUUGAAAUUUCAAUCAGAAAAGAGUAAAUGCGAUUGGGAUGUCAUGUUCGAUUUACUUCAUCUUAUUCAAUUAAUCGGACUCACUCACUAUUUCCUCAUUUCCUUUCCUCGACGACCUUUGAGGCGCGUCUUUCUUUUCAAUGUUUUGAUGAUCUUCGAGGCGUGCCUUUUUUCCGAUUUUUCGACGGCCUUCGAGGCGCGUCCCUCUUUUUCUUUCCUCAACAUCCUUCGAGGCGCGUCUUACUUUUCAAUUUCUCGAGGGCCUUAGAGGCGCGUCCCUCUUUUUCUUUCCACGACGGACUUCGAGGCGUCGAACUUUCCAAUUCCUCGACGUCCUUCGAGGCGCGUCAUUCUUUCCAAUUCCUCGACGUCCUUCGAAGCGCAUCUUUCUUUUCAAUUUCUCGAGGGCCUUCGAGGCAAGUCGUUCUUUCCAAUUUCUCGAUGGCCUUCGAGGCGCGUUCCUGUUUUCCUGCCCUCGACGGCCCUCGAGAUGCGUCCAUCUUUUCCUUUGC